AUGGCUCCUCCGGCGACCGAUCCGGCGAAGAUGCAACAGAUCCAGCACUUCCUUUCCUCCGUGCUCUCCCAGCGUGGCCCCUCCGCUCUCCCGUACGCCGAGACCACCAAAUGGCUGAUCCGACAACACCUCCUCAGCCUAAUCUCUUCUUACGCUUCCCUCGAGCCCAAAACGGCGGCGUUUACUCACAACGAUGGCCGCUCCGUGAUCCUCCUCCAGGCCGACGGCACAGUCCCGAUGCCUUUCCAAGGCGUCAGCUACAACAUCCCCGUCGUCAUCUGGCUCCUGGAAUCAUACCCUAGCCACCCUCCUUGCGUCUACGUCAACCCCACGCGCGACAUGAUCAUCAAGCGCCCUCACUCCAACGUCUCUCCUUCCGGCCUCGUCUCUCUCCCCUACCUCCACAACUGGGUUUACCCUAGCUCAAAUCUCCUCGAUCUCGCCGCUCAGCUCAGCGCCGCCUUCUCCCGCGAUCCGCCGCUUUACGCUCAGCGCCGUCCCCAUCCGCCUUCGCCUUCUCCUUCGAUCGGAUCCGGAUAUUCGCGGCCUCCUCCGUCUCCAUAUGGCCACCACCAGCAACAGCAGCAGCGUACGGAUGAUGCGGCGGAGGUUUACAAGAAGAACGCGAUCAAUAAGAUGGUGGAGAUGGUUCACGUGGAUCUCGUCACGAUGAGGAGUGCCUGA
Messenger RNA from Microthlaspi erraticum, 684 nucleotides. NCBI's taxonomy places the organism in Eukaryota, Viridiplantae, Streptophyta, Magnoliopsida, Brassicales, Brassicaceae. The record is from the annotation of a GenBank genome assembly.